AUGUGUACAGUUGGUGCUCGAAAAGAAACAUUAGAUCAAAUGUUACAUGCUCUUGAUGCAUCAUCAAUAGACAGUUUAACAAAAACAGCUGAAAAAAUUAUGCAUGUGUUUUCUAUUGCUGAUCAUGAUAAACAAAUUAAACUUAAAUUAGCUAAUCGUCUUUAUGCACAAAAAGCAUAUAAAAUUCAACCAGAUUAUUUAAGUCUUGUUCAAAAUUUUUUCAAAGCUGAUAUUAAACUUGAAGAUUUUGAAAAUGACAGUGCUCAUGCUGUUCAAACAAUAAAUGCAUGGGUUGAAGAACAAACUAAUAAAUUAAUUCAGAAUUUACUUUCAAAAAAUGAUGUUUCAUCUGAUACACGAUUAAUUAUUGUUAAUUGUAUUUAUUUUAAGGGUACAUGGAUGGAACAGUUUAAAGAAAGUUUAACAAAUCCAGAUGCUGAUUUUUAUGAAGCUAAUGGAAAUAUUUCAAAAAUAAAACUAAUGUAUCAAAAAGAAAAAUUUGCUUAUGCUGAAGAUAGCGACUUGCAUGUACAAAUUGCUCAUUUACCGUAUAAGAGUGAAAAUCAAGAAGUUCAAUUUGUUUUUACUAUAAUUUUACCUAAGCAAGGUGUUACAUUGGAUGAAGUUGAGCAAAAAUUAACAUCAAAACCAGACUUAAUGCAACAAGUAUUAAGUGAUAAAAAUACAACAAGAAAAGAACUUCUUUUAUAUUUACCAAAAUUUAAAAUGGAAGCAACAUUUGAAUUAAAUGAUGUUCUCAUAAAACUUGGAAUGGUGAAUGCAUUUAGUAAUAUCAAAGCAGAUUUUACUGGUAUUGUCUGUAAACAAGAUGAAAGAGAUGGUUCUGAAGCUGCUGCCGCUACAGCUGUUAUCAUGAAUGAUGCAUUAGUAUUACGUCGAAAAACUACUCCCACCGAAUUCAAAGCUGAUCGUCCAUUUUUAUUUUAUGUUCGAGAAAGCUCAGAAGCAGCAGCAGCUACUGCAGUUGUCAUGUUGGGUAGUUGUGCAGCAAUGUUUGAGAAAGAACAGCCUAUUGAAUUCAAAGCUGAUCGACCAUUUUUAUUUUUCAUUCGUGAAAGUCGACAAAAUAUUGUUUUAUUCAGUGGCAAAUUCCUUUCACCACCGAUGGCUUCAUGA
Molecule: messenger RNA, 1137 nt
Organism: Rotaria sp. Silwood2
Lineage: Eukaryota; Metazoa; Rotifera; Eurotatoria; Philodinida; Philodinidae
Source: the annotation of a GenBank genome assembly